AACCGCAUCCGUUUCUCUCUCUUAACAGAGAGUGACCUGGAGUCGAGUUUGAAAGGUUGGCACAGAAGAGCUUCGAAGAGCCUUUGCAUUUCAAAACCCAAAAUUUAACACUCAGAAAAGAAAAAAAAACACAAACCCAUUUCGUCUAUUUCGUUUUUUUCGAUUCAUUGAUACCCUUUUUUCUCUCCAGAUUAUUAGAUCCUUCGAACCCAUUUACUGUUUCUUUCGUUCAAUCUCUCAGACUCAACUCAUCAUUCUUUAAUGGCAUUUUUUUGAUCGUCGGACGCUUUGCUAGUGUGAUGGAUGCUGAUAAAAUUAUACCAGCUUUUGUGAAUGGAACAGUCCGUGAAAAUGGUAUUAGCGGACAACUUCCUGUUUCUGGAGAGGAAGAUACUGUUUUGGACAAAGUCAAUGGGGUCCUUAGAAGUGGCACAGAGAAUGUGGGGCUGAAAGGGAAUUCAGAAACUGUUGUCAGGUUGGAAGAUUGUGGAAUCAUUAGCUCAUCUACUGAAGAAGUCACGGAGGGAUCAACUGCACAUAUAAAGAGCAAUGAUUUGAGUGUUUCCAAGGAAUUUGGAGUAAAAGAAUUGGAUGUUUCAAAGUUUCCCAAAUCACAAAAGGGUCAAGGCAAGGCCAAGAGUGAAAUUCCGUUGAGCCACAAACAUGCUGCGAGCACGCGGGUGAAAAAGAGCAAAGAUGGAAAAGAAGUUGAGAUAACUGCUGUUUCGAAUGGAAAAUCUGCUUCUAAUUCAUGCCCAAAGCAGUCUUUUGCCCCAAGAGCAAAGAACAGUUCAUUAAAUGAUGGGCAGGUUGUUGACAGCAGUUCAAAACCAGCAGCAUCUCUAAUUAAUGCUCAUCCUUCCAAGGAGCAAUUCAGAAAGUCUGAUGCAGAAUUGUCUACCGUGAAUGUGACACAGUCUGAAGGCCUUAUGGAUAAGACAAAAUUGAAGCCAUUGCAGAAGGCCCCCCUAAAUAAAGCUGAAGAAAGCACACAAUCGUCUUUAAGCCUCGCUGCAGGAGAUGCUAAACCCCGCAGAGUGGGUACACUUCCAUCCUAUGGUUUCAGUUUUAGGUGUAAUGAAAGAGCUGAGAAAAGAAAAGAGUUUUACUCUAAGCUUGAGGAAAAGAUACAUGCGAAAGAAGUAGAGAAGACCACCUUGCAAACCAAAACCAAGGAAACUCAAGAAGCUGAGAUUAAAUUGUUGAGAAAGAGCUUGACCUUCAAAGCUGCACCAAUGCCAAGCUUCUAUCAGGAACCUCCACCUCCUAAAGUAGAGUUAAAGAAGAUACCUCCAACCAGAGCUAUAUCUCCAAAGCUUGGCCGAAAAAAGUGCUCACACACCAGAGACUCUGAAGGAAACAGUGGCUGCAACUGUCAAUCUGGUCGGUUAAGUUUGGAUGAGGCAGCAACUCAAAGUAACCCCAACAAAGGACCUUCCCCUGUCCGUGUUAAAAAGCCUCAACGCAAUUCCCUUCCCAAGCUUCCUUCUGAGAAAACGAAUUUAUCCAAUGAUACUAAUGAAGCUGGAUCUCGCAACACCACCUUAUCCCAAAAAACGAAUGCAGCCAAAUCUCAUAAAUCCACCUCGUCCGAUGACACAAAAGGAGUUGCAUCUCUUGAAACCACCAUAUCCAAUGAAACGGAAGGAGAUGCUUGUCAUGCUCUGGAGCAGGAGUCAGUUCCAACUGCUGAGCCAAACCAAAUUCAGAACAAUUUAGAGAGUGUGCCUAUAGUGGAAGACCAUGUCCAGACAACAUCUGUGCAGGAACCCAUUGCUUUGGAGAAUUAAACACGACGGCAUUGGAACUAAACAUGUAUUUAUCAUGCCCUCGAUUCCAUACUCACCUAAAAUAAUAGAUGAGUUGUGAAUAAGACUUGAAUGUUGCCAAAAGGCAUGAAGGAUUUUGUAAGAAGGCUUGUUUUGGUGUCUUGUCCAUGGUCAGCAGCAAGGUGGUUGGCCAUUCAAUGUGUGCUUGCUUCAAGAUUGCUGGUUUGGUCAUUUGGGAAUCUGCAGUCCUCUAUCUGCAUUGUUUGUAUGAUAAAUCUUCGCGUUGUUUAUCCUAAUGUCCUAAUAUAUGUUAAAAUAUGAUGAUUCAGUUGUUUUUUUUAAAACAUGUUAAAAAAGAGAAAAAAAAAUUGUAUAAUCAUUUUUGGGAAAAAUGUAAGGUUAGUUGAUGAUGGAAGUAUUGGGAUUUGUAUUGUCUGUGAAGACAUGAAAAAUGGGUAUUGUUUAUUACUGUAAUUGAGACUUGAUAUAUGUUUGUUAAAAUCCAUUCUGAGUUGUUUAGUUUCUUUCA
This is a messenger RNA of Cornus florida, 2298 nucleotides long. Its product is annotated as protein WVD2-like 6. The transcript is spliced from 9 exons. The coding region runs from base 300 to 1790 and encodes 496 amino acids. The record is from RefSeq and is a predicted model, not a curated record. Lineage: Eukaryota; Viridiplantae; Streptophyta; Magnoliopsida; Cornales; Cornaceae. Gene Ontology annotation, molecular function: microtubule binding.